UAAGGUAAAUAUAAUGUGUGGAUGUAGCGGACACGGAAGUUGUGGUUUUCGAUUUUUCUUCUUUGGAUCUGAAGAAGAAGAGAAAGGGAAAUUAUUUUCGUUUUCAUUUCAUUGUUAUUUUAUUUUUAUCCCCUUCCUAUAUCUAAACACGACAUCAUCAUCAUCCAUCAUCAAAACAUUUCAACAACAACAACAAAAAACAGCUACAACAAAGCUAAACAGCAAUAACAUCAUCACUAAUAUUAGCCUAGCAGCCAUCUUUUCAUCUCCAAAAAAAUUUUUUUUCUCGAAACUGCGAGAAUCUAUUUUAUUUUUCUUUUAUUAUUAUUUUUUAAGUUCGAUCUUCUCUUCGUUUUUAAACCUUCCAUUUUUAUUUUUAGCCCACUGCACAAAAUAAAAACGCAAGAUUUCCUUUUUUUUUUAUGUAUAAAAGUAAAUACAAUAUUGUUUAAUUUAUUCGAUCUCUGUAAUUCUGGCCGUAGAAGAUCACAAAUUCUGACUAGUUUUGGGGGAAAUUCAGCGUUUCGCAUUUGUUUUUUUUCGUUGUGGAUGGAAAGGUAGUCGGAGCCGGAAAAAGGAAAGGUCAAACGUCCAUAGCCAGGUUUUCUGAGUUUCCAUUUCUUUGUUCCUUUUUUCUUAUCGAUUCCAAAGAAGAUGCUGUAGUUGAAGCAGCCAAGCUUCAUUAUUUUGCAAAGGAGGGCAGAUUGUAUUUUGGCAAGAAUAAGGUAAUUCCGGAUUAAGUUAUGGGAUUUUCUCUUAACGGAAACAAUAAUAAUAGCAAAAAGUUCCGUCGUUAGUGCAUGCUCUUCUGAUAAAUUCCCUGAGCCAAGGGCUCGGGGGAGAUCUGAGAAACCAGAAAUUGAAAACGGUGAAAAAAAGAAGCCUAUCAUGGAAUCAUCUGCAGCAGCAAAUUGUGAUAAUAUUAACAAUAAUGAGAGCUCCUACCAAUCCCAAACCCCCAUCUGUAUGGAGAAAUUCAAACUCUACGAAACUCGAUCGAAUUUUUAUAUGAUUGGAAGGGAUAAGAGCAGAACUUAUUGGAGAGUGUUAAAGAUUGACCGGCUUGAUCCUUCUGACUUAAACAUUCGCGAAGGUUCUACCAUGUAUACGGAGAGUGAAUGCUCUGAGUUUUUGAGGCGAAUACAUGAUGGAAAUAUAUCAACGGGUGGAUUGAAAUUCGUCACCAUUUGUUAUGGCAUUGUUGGGUUUGUUAAGUUUUUGGGGCCUUACUAUAUGCUGAUUAUUACGGAACGAAGACAGAUUGGUGCAAUUUGUGGUCACAAUGUAUAUGCAGUUUCAAAAAGUGAGAUGAUUCCCCUCCCAAAUUCUACUGUUAACACAAGCAUCGCCGACUCUAAGAAUGAGAACAGAUACAAGAAGCUCCUAUGCACAGUGGAUCUUACAAAGGACUUCUUCUUCAGCUAUUCAUACCAUGUUAUGCGUAGUCUUCAAAAAAAUUUGUGUAAUAAUGAACCAGGCCAGGUUCUUUAUGAGACCAUGUUUGUUUGGAAUGAGUUCCUGACCCGAGGGAUCCGCAAUCAUCUCCGGAAUACUCUAUGGACAGUUGCAUUGGUGUAUGGCUUCUUUAAGCAGGCAACGCUUUCUGUAUCUGGACGAGAUUUUAAACUUACACUCAUUGCAAGACGAUCCCGUCACUAUGCAGGUACCAGGUAUUUGAAACGAGGAGUAAAUGAGAAAGGCAGAGUUGCUAAUGACGUUGAGACAGAGCAGAUUGUCUUUGAGGAUGUACCUGAUGGGCUUCCCACACAAAUAACUUCCAUUGUCCAGAACCGAGGCUCAAUCCCACUCUUUUGGUCACAAGAAACUUCUAAAUUGAAUCUUAAACCAGAUAUCAUACUGUCAAAGAAGGACCAAAAUUAUGUAGCAACCAGGCUUCAUUUUGAAAAUCUUGUCAAGAGAUAUGGCAACCCCAUAAUUAUUUUGAAUUUGAUUAAGACACAAGAGAAAAAGCCUCGAGAGUCAAUUCUUCGUCAAGAGUUUGCAAAUGCGAUUGAUUUUAUCAAUAAAGAUUUGUCAGAAGAGAACCAUUUGAGGUUCCUUCACUGGGAUCUACAUAAGCAUUCUCAGAGCAAAGCGACAAAUGUUUUGCUGCUUUUGGUCAAAGUGGCUGCGUAUGCAUUAACGCUAACAGGUUUCUUUUAUUGUCGGGUGACAUCAGCCUUGAGAUCUGAGGAGUGCAUGGCAUGGCCUUCCUCUGAGAAUAACGAUGAUGGUGACAUGUCACCCCAGAAAUAUUGCAACAAUGUUAAUGAGGAUGUUUACAGAUUGGAGAGGAAUUAUUCUGGGGAUAAUAAUGUUGCUAACGGAAAUCAUUCUGUCAAGCCUUCCACAUUCCAAAGAGGUGUGCUUAGGACCAAUUGUAUAGAUUGUCUGGAUCGCACAAAUGUUGCACAGUAUGCAUAUGGAUUGGCUGCUCUUGGACACCAGCUUCAUGCUUUGGGGAUUAAAGAUACCCCCAAAAUAGACAUCAAUGAUCCUUUGGCAGAUGAAUUAAUGGGUUUCUAUGAGAGAAUGGGUGACACACUUGCGCACCAAUAUGGUGGCUCUGCAGCUCAUAAUAAGAUAUUCUCUCAGAGAAGGGGUCAAUGGAAAGCAGCAACCCAGUCCCAGGAAUUUUUUAGAACUCUUCAACGAUAUUAUAGCAAUGCAUACAUGGAUGCUGAGAAACAAGAUGCAGUUAAUAUAUUUCUUGGGCAUUUCCAGCCCCAGCCUGGUAAACCUGCACUUUGGGAGUUGGGUUCGGAUCAGCAUUAUGGGGGAAGAAAUGGGGAAACAAUUGUGGAUGAAGAUGGAAGGUCACUUUUCAAAUCAUUUUCUGAUAUAAACAUUCUUCGUCAAAGUGCUUCACCUGUGUCGGCCACAAAUGACAAGCAAGAGAAAUUUACCAAUUCAACUUUGCCUAACCAAUCAGGAGGAAGUAAUGGCCUUUCAGAAUCAUCGCCUGAAAUAUCGACUUGUGAAAGUGAUAUAUCGUAUUCAAGGUAUACACCCUCAAUGCCUCAAAGGCAGCUGUUUGGAGACGUGCAAAGAGAUCGCUGUCUUGAAACCGAUCAUAUUUUCUUCUCUGAACACGGGGAUGGGUUCAAGUGCUCUAACUUUGUUGACCUGGACUGGCUUUCAUCCUCUGGAAAUUCUUGCGAGGAUGAAUCAUUUGAAAGUUCCAUAAUAACCCUCAACAUGCAUGCACACACUCAAAAGGGGUGCUGUUCUUUGACUACUUUCUCUAUGAGGUUGUACCUGGAAGAUAUCUGCAGGUCAUCAGUGCUGACAAGCUCUUCGGCUGCUGGACUUUCAUUGGAGAAUGUUGUCAAUGGAAUAUUGGUAGAAACAACCCCAUCCACUAGUGAAUAUGGAUCAAGUAUGAAGGGAGGGCGGCAGACAGGAACGGAGCUACCCUUUGGUAAUUUGCAGAAUUUCAAUGUUCCUGAGGAAUUCUCUGAUAGUUUUGUGCAGUGGGUAAACUACGGUCAGAUGCUUUGCCUUUAAAGUUUUGCUCCUUUUUGUAUGUCCAUGACACGACUCCAAGAUCCAAGAUCAAGCCAUGGAUGGAAACCAAUUUAGGUAGCAAAAAUCAAGGGCGAAGCAGAAGCAGUUUUACUGGAACUCAUAUGUAAGAUACCCUCCAGCAGCAGUCGUUUUGGCCCUCAUGUAUGACUAUAGGCAGCAAAAGCCUCAACCAGAAACUGAUACUCGUACAAAAGAGUAAAUAGUCAACAGUUAAAAAAGAAAUUCUUUUCGGAGCUCAUCCAUUUUUCUAAUUCCUUCAAUCGAUAAAUGGAAGUUAUAGGCAUCAGUCUUGUAAAUAUUGUGCCUCUGCUUUUUGGAGAGCUCCGCUUCUAGGAUUUCAGGUCAUUGAUUCUUUUUUUCCUUUCAAGUUUAUUCAUGUGCAGACAUGAAACUAAGGUUGCAGUUAAAAGAUAUUUGGGGGAAGAACCAGUUACAGGACUGAUGUUGCCUUUAAUUUUCAGCCACCUGGGGUUUGUUUUCCAAGCCAUUUAAAAAAAAAAAAACAUAUUUUAACUUCGUUUUUCUUUUAUUAUUUUAUAAACAUUCUUUGUUUUGAUAGUCGUUUUUUUGUUGGUCUAUAAUUGCGGAAAACCGUACUCAAUGGUUGCAGCUUCUUUAAGUUCAUGUCUUCCAUCAUCUAUUGCUCAAAGAAGGGGAAGAUUGAUUUUCAAAUUGUUGCUUCUAUAAACGUUUACAUUUUGAGUCUCUCUUCAUUGUGAAAAUAAACGAUUACAUGUUAGAGUUUGAUUUUAGUUUAUA
Durio zibethinus is the source of this 4287-nucleotide messenger RNA. NCBI's taxonomy places the organism in Eukaryota, Viridiplantae, Streptophyta, Magnoliopsida, Malvales, Malvaceae. The record is from RefSeq and is a predicted model, not a curated record.